Peronospora matthiolae is the source of this 381-nucleotide messenger RNA. The record is from the annotation of a GenBank genome assembly. NCBI's taxonomy places the organism in Eukaryota, Oomycota, Peronosporomycetes, Peronosporales, Peronosporaceae.
AUGGAGGUGGAGGAGAAGGAAAGACGCUCUCCACACGAUCUUGGGGAUGCGUGUGUUCCCGAGAGCUUCUUUGAUCGCGUAACGCAAGGGUUACGCGGCGAUCUCGAGCAUGAGCGGAAUAGGCGUCUCCAAAUGGCGGACACUGCCUCGAAGCAUCGAGCUGAGUUUGCCUUUGCUCAGCUCGAGAACGAGAGAUCUCUGACAUCUCUUCGUGACGAGCUAAGGGUAGCUCGUGGGAUUGCUGAUCGGUCUCGGGCUGAGAUAACUGCUCUUCAGACCCUUGUUGAUGCCCACCAUCGGGAGCACAAGGCUCUCUGCAAGAUGCUUGAGCGCAAGGGCGUUCUUCAUUGGAAGAAACAGCGUACUGAUGGUACGGCUUAA